Molecule: messenger RNA, 2017 nt
Organism: Serinus canaria (Common canary)
Lineage: Eukaryota; Metazoa; Chordata; Aves; Passeriformes; Fringillidae
Product: protein Wnt-11b-like
Exons: 5
Coding region: 46-1083 (345 amino acids)
Biological process (GO): multicellular organism development; neuron differentiation; cell fate commitment
Cellular component (GO): extracellular region
Molecular function (GO): cytokine activity; frizzled binding
Source: RefSeq, a predicted model, not a curated record
CCCAGCUCCCAGCCCCACUCCCAGCUCCCAGCCCCACUCCCGGCCAUGGGUCGCCCCGCCGCCGGAGCCAUCGUGCUGCUGUGCUAUCUGGGGCUCUCCGCAGCCAUCCAGUGGCUCGGGCUGGCGGGCAGCGGGGUGGCCUGGAACGAGAGCCAGCACUGCCGGCUGCUGGUGCCGGAGCAGCUGCAGCUGUGCCGCCGGCACUUGGAGGUGAUGCCCAGCAUCGUCCGGGCUGCCCGCCGGACGCAGCAGCUGUGCCAGCAGAGCUUUGCGGACAUGCGGUGGAACUGCUCCUCCAUCCAGCGCGCCCCUAGCUUCGGCCCCGACCUGCUCACAGGAACACGGGAAGCCGCCUUCGUGCACGCCCUGGCAGCGGCGGCCGUGGCCCAGGGCAUCGCCCGCUCCUGCGCCUCCGGAGAGCUCCCGCGGUGCUCCUGCGGCCCCGGGCCCGCCGAGCCCCCCGCGCCCGGCUCCCGCUGGGGCGGCUGCGGUGACAACCUGAGCCACGGCCUGCAGCUCGGAGCCGCCUUCACCGACGGCUCCGCCAGAGCCGGCACCGGGGGCACGCCCGGGCUCCGGGCGGUGAACCGGCAUAACGGAGCCGUGGGACGGGCGGUGCUCAGUGACUCCCUGGAUACCAGGUGUAAAUGCCAUGGGGUUUCAGGCUCCUGCUCAGUGAAGACCUGCUGGAAAGGGUUGCCAGACCUGGGUGAAAUCGCCUCUGACCUCAAAUCCAGGUACCUGGCAGCCCUCAAGGUGACCCAUCGGCUCAUGGGGCCCAGGAAGCAGCUGAUCACCAAAGAAGGGGAUGCCAGGCCAGUGACAGAGAUGGAUCUGGUUUAUCUCAUCAGCUCUCCUGACUACUGCACCCCAAACCCCCAGCUGGGUUCUCUGGGGACACAGGACAGGCCAUGCAACAGGAGCUCUGUGGGCAGUGACAGCUGUGACCUGCUGUGCUGUGGCCGCGGCUACAACACCUACACGGAGGAGGUGCAGGAGCGCUGCCACUGCCGCUACCGCUGGUGCUGCUCCGUGGUGUGCCGGCGCUGCCGGCGCAGCCUGGAGAGACACGUCUGCAAAUGAGGAGGAGAACCCCUGCUGGCACCCACCAGGCACAGCUAGACACCAGGAGCCAUCCCAAGGGAUGCGCCCAGCAAGGAGGAGGCUGUGCAGGAAGCCAGGUCUCUCAUGGAAAGCCUCAGACUGAGAGAUUUUGGGAAGCCUGUGGUGCCUUCCAACCCAGACCUCAGGGCAGGACAAAGAGCUGCCCUCCUGCAGCUGGUCAGUGGCCAGCCCUUUGUCUCCAGCUGGGAAAAGCCAUUGAUCAUUCCACAGACUCCUUUCUCUGGGGGAAACAGGGACCUUGGGCUGCCAUUGUCCCUUUGCAGGAGGAUUCUGACAGCUCCUGAAAGCCAGGAGUGAUAGAUGGAAGGGGGUAGAGUUGUCCACUGGGAGAAGGCUGCAGGGAUGGAAUGCUGCUGCUUUGGGUGAGGGGGUCACAGGCAACUCCCUUGGGAACAGGAUUCUGCUGUGGGCUCAUCCAGGGUGCUCCUCCUCAGGGGAGAGCACUGCUCCAGGACCCUUUGCAGCAUCCCAGUGGAUGCAUGGACGUGGUGCUGCUCUUGUUGAUGGCAGAGACAUCAGGGACAGGAGAGCUCCUGCAGGCUGCCAAAACUGGGCAGCCUGGCAAACCCACGCCUGACCACAUGUCAACAACUCAGCCAUGGCACCACUGUAGCUUCUGUCCCCAUGUCAGAGGUGGGAGCACCCUCAAUACAUGAAAUGUAUUGAGGGUGCUCCCACCCUCAAUGGCUUGUCCUUCCUGCCCCUCCUUCUGGCCCACUGAGGUCUUCAGCCCACUCCUUCCACCCUUCAGGACCAGGUGUGUUGGAAUUCUGGCCUGGAGAGGGGACACAACUCCAGGAUCUUGGGGAAGCAAGAAAUAACCUUUAUUUUCUGUACUUCUUGUAAGUGGGAUUCUGGUGUGUGUGUUUUAAAUAAAUGUUAUAACUCUCUA